AUGGGAAGCUUCGACAGGUUGAAGAAAUACAACGGGAGGGAGAAGGAGAAGGACAAGGAGAAGGAGAAGCCGCCAAAGACCGAAGCCGAACUAGAAGAGGAACGGAAGCGCAAGGAGCAGGAGGAGAAGGAGGAGGAGGAGCUGGAGAAGGCUUGUGAGAAGUGGUGCGGUGUGGUCUGCAAGAUUCUGAUUCUA
Symbiodinium necroappetens is the source of this 195-nucleotide messenger RNA. NCBI's taxonomy places the organism in Eukaryota, Dinophyceae, Suessiales, Symbiodiniaceae. The record is from the annotation of a GenBank genome assembly.